Messenger RNA from Grammomys surdaster, 2690 nucleotides. It is a transcript of the gene Cd300lg, whose product is annotated as CD300 molecule like family member g. Gene Ontology annotation, molecular function: transmembrane signaling receptor activity. The transcript is spliced from 8 exons. The coding region runs from base 75 to 1310 and encodes 411 amino acids. The record is from RefSeq and is a predicted model, not a curated record. Gene Ontology annotation, cellular component: plasma membrane. NCBI's taxonomy places the organism in Eukaryota, Metazoa, Chordata, Mammalia, Rodentia, Muridae.
UGGUUCCACUCUGGCAGAAGCUAACACUCGGAAGAGUUCCCCAUUGCAGGCAUCUGCAGUGUCCAGCAUCCAGCAUGAGGCCUCUGGUGCUGCUGUGGGGCUGCCUGGUGCUCCCAGGUUAUGAAGCCCUGAAGGGCCCAAAGGAGAUCAGUGGGUUUGAAGGUGACACCGUGUCCCUGGAGUGUACCUAUGAGGAGAAGAUGAAGGAGUACAGGAAGUAUUGGUGCCGGCGAGGUGGCAUUCUGUUGCCCCGCUGCAGUGACAUUGUCUACACAAGUCAGGACCAGGAGCGAGGCAUGAUGUCCAUCCGAGACAACCCCCAAGAGCUCUCGAUGACCGUGACCAUGAGGGACCUUACCCUGAAGGAUUCAGGGAAGUACUGGUGUGGAAUUGACAGACUGGGCCUCGAUGAGUCUUUUGAGGUCACACUCACUGUCUUUCCAGGAAAAAGGGACAGUCCUGUCCCUGCUGGCACCUGCUGUCCUUCUCCCACCCCCUCCUUCCAGCCUCUUACACCUACAUGGAGCCUGCAGCCCAAGGCAAAAGCCUGGCAGACUCAGCUCCCAGAACUGACUUCUUCUGGUCUCCACUCGACAGUCGUCACGGCCAAACAGGGGAAGACAGGGGUCAAAGCCCCUGUAUUCACCGAGGCGGCCCCAGCCUGGUCUACACGAACUUCCCAGGGUCCCUCAGGAAUCUCUCCAUAUGCUGGGAGCUCUCCUCACACAGCAACCCCAACCCGAUCUGCAGGAACCUCCCAGGUUCCCCCAGGAAGCUCUCCAUAUGCAGGGAGGUCUCCUCACACAGCGACCUCUCCUCAUGCAGGGAGCUCCCGCCCAGUCAUCUGGCUGCCCCUCACCACACCAAAGGACUCCAGGGCUGCAGCCAGCAGCGUCUCCAAGCCCAGUGUGUCCAUCCCAACGGUCCGCAUGAUGGCUCCAGUCCUGGUACUCUUGUCUCUGCUGCUGGGUGCAGGACUAAUUGCCUUUGGCAGCCACAUGCUCCGGUGGAGAAAGAAAGUUUGGCUGGCUUCGCAGACGCAGAAAAACGAGAAGGUCUACCUUCAAACCUCGCCGCCGGGGAAUGGCUGGAUCCCUGAAGACUUGACGAUAGACCUUGCCGUGUCUCCCGAACUUUUCAGAAACCCCAACCCUUCUGCUGUGUCUUCUCCUGAGACACAGAACCUCAGCCAGUCUAUAGAGGAAGAGGCAGCCGGUUUCCUGGACAGCAGCGAGGAGGACGUCAUGGCACCCCCUCCCCUGCAGAUGUCUACGGAGGAACUGGCCUUCUCCGAAUUCAUCUCUGUGUAACUGCAGGAUGCCUCAUGAUCGGUCAGGCACUGUGAAGCUGUACAGCUGAGUUCGCAUGGAUUCGCAGCUCUACUCACAGUCCACGGCUCUGUCCACCUUCCUUCCGCCUCCCUUGCAUGCACCAGAAGGAGAAGUGUCUGUGGACCCUGGAGCCCAGGAUGGUACUUAACAAUUGCAGCCAGAGGCUGGAACUUCCCCACAUAUCCUAAUCCCUGGGAAGAGUCAAUGGAUGCCGGCCUUCAGCAGGGCCUGGCAAGGCUCCACAGAUGAGUGCUGGGUUUGUGUGUGUUCCGGAAAAUCCCCUGGGCACGGAUACCCAACAAUAGUCCCGCCUCCCAUCCUUGGCAGAUCCCACCUUCACGUCCUUCCAAUUCUCCUGCAUCAGGUGCUGUGGAGGAGACAUCAUAUGUGUGUCUAGGAAACACCUGCAUCCUGACCCUUUAGAAAAUAAUCAAAACAAAAUUCUGCAGACCCAUCAAGACUCACCCAAAUAAUCUCUAGGGCAGGGCCCGGGACUCCAUAGUUCUAACAAGUGACCCACCGAUUCCAACACUUAGGCCUGAUGAAUCCUCAGCCCCUUUUAGCUAGAGUCUUCCUUCCUUCCUUUAUUCCUCCCUCCCUCCCUCCCUCCCUCCCUCCCUCCCUCCCUCCCUCCCUUCCUUCCUCCCUUCCUCCCUCCCUUCCUUCACUGUGGGAAGACCUAUAUGCUCCCUAGACCUCUGAUCAUGACACCAUGGUCCUAGUAGGAGCUUCCUGAUGCCUCCCUGUUCAGGCACACUAUGGUGACAGCCAGCCCAAGGCAGCCAGGGAUCAGCUGUUUUCCCAUUCUCCUUCCCCAAGGCCCUGUAUCCCUCACUUUGGGAAGACAUUGGAGGAAGGCUUCUUAUCAUCCCUGUCCAGAAGGGUUACUCCUCAUGGGGUCUGGAGGCUGGGGGAGAGGAGGAGGAGGAAACCAGAGUGGGUAGGAAGGAGGGAGGGGACAGGACGGGAAGACAUUAGACUCUACUUACUAGAGGAGAACACUAAAUCCAGACCUGCUGAGUGAGAGAAAGGCAGACUGGCUCAACUAUUUUUUUUUCCUUUUUCUAUUCUGUUUUGAAAAAUAAGAUGUUGGGAAGGAAGGUGUUCAGAAUAUAAAACAGAAAUAUAGGGAGAAUACAAAAGAAGGGAGGCCGAUGUUUUUAGGAUCAUGUGUAGCCUCGGCAAGCCCUGUUGACACUCUGACUGAGCUUGCAGAAUCCUCCCCUCUCCGCCUUAUGUUUGCAGAUGCUCGGUUUACAGAGGGGUCAUCUCACUCGCACCCCACGCUCUCUCUCAUAAGCAUCCCUCCAUGCUCUGCAGACUCUGUACAAUAAACUUUCUCAGCUGUGUAGUAUUCCA